UGCAAGCCCGCCUCCCUCCGUACUUGCAGCUUCCCGGGCUGGCAGGCGGUCAGUGGCGGCUGAGGAAGUUUUUAAAAUGAAGAAAUUUAAUUUCCGAAAAGUUUUGGAUGGCUUGACGGCGUCUUCCCCUGGCAGUGGUAGCAGCAACAGUGGUGGUGGGUCUGGAAGUGGUUCCCAGCAUCCUGGAGGAACUGCAGGGGUUCUAAGAGAGGAGAUUCAAGAAACCCUAACUUCAGACUAUUUCCAGAUUUGCAAGACAGUUCGGCAUGGUUUUCCUUAUCAGCCCACAGCAUUAGCCUUUGAUCCAGUUCAGAAAAUCUUGGCUAUUGGGACAAGAACAGGUGCUAUACGAAUAUUGGGGAGACCUGGUGUUGAUUGUUAUUGCCAACAUGAAAGUGGUGCAGCUGUCCUGCAGCUCCAGUUCUUGAUCAAUGAGGGUGCUUUGGUCAGUGCAAGUUCAGAUGACACACUUCAUUUGUGGAACCUGAGACAAAAAAGGCCAGCUAUUCUUCACUCUCUUAAAUUUAACCGAGAACGAAUUACUUACUGUCAUCUACCUUUCCAGAGUAAAUGGCUCUAUGUUGGAACAGAAAGAGGAAAUACACAUAUUGUAAAUAUUGAAUCUUUCAUUCUUUCUGGAUAUGUUAUCAUGUGGAACAAGGCAAUUGAACUAUCUACAAAGACUCAUCCAGGUCCAGUUGUACAUUUAAGUGAUAGCCCAAGAGAUGAAGGGAAACUGCUAAUAGGUUAUGAAAAUGGUACUGUAGUAUUCUGGGACUUGAAAUCUAAAAGAGCAGAGCUGAGAGUUUAUUAUGAUGAGGCUAUUCACUCAAUUGAUUGGCAUCAUGAGGGCAAACAGUUCAUGUGCAGCCAUUCAGAUGGCAGCUUGACUUUAUGGAACCUGAAAAACCCAAGUCGUCCUUUCCAGACCACAGUUCCACAUGGGAAAAUACAAAGAGAAGGAAAAAAGUCUGAACCCUGUAAACCAAUUCUCAAAGUAGAAUACAAGACCUGUAGAAACAGUGAACCAUUCAUAAUAUUUUCUGGUGGACUGUCUUAUGACAAAGCUUGCAGAAGACCAAGUUUAACCAUCAUGCAUGGAAAAGCAAUUACAGUACUUGAGAUGGAUCAUCCUAUUGUUGAAUUUCUUACUUUAUGUGAAACACCCUACCCAAAUGAAUUUCAAGAACCCUAUGCUGUUGUUGUACUUCUGGAGAAAGAUCUCAUUGUAGUCGAUCUGACUCAAAGCAAUUUUCCAAUCUUUGAAAAUCCAUAUCCCAUGGACAUUCAUGAAUCACCAGUUACGUGUACGGCCUACUUUGCUGAUUGCCCACCAGAUUUGAUUCUAGUACUCUAUUCUACAGGAGUCAAGCAUAAAAAACAAGGAUAUAGUAAUAAGGAGUGGCCUAUCAGUGGGGGAGCUUGGAACCUUGGGACACAGGCAUAUCCAGAAAUUAUUAUUACUGGUCAUGCAGAUGGAUCAAUAAAAUUUUGGGAUGCUUCUGCAAUAACUCUGCAGAUGUUGUACAAGCUAAAAACUUCAAAAGUAUUUGAAAAACAGAAGGUAGGAGAAGGAAAGCAAACAUGUGAAAUUGUAGAGGAAGAUCCAUAUGCCAUUCAGAUGAUUUAUUGGUGUCCAGAGAGCAGAAUAUUCUGUGUAUCAGGAGUAUCUGCAUAUGUGAUAAUUUACAAAUUCAGCAGACAUGAAAUUACAACAGAAAUAGUGUCAUUAGAAGUACGACUUCAGUAUGAUGUUGAAGAUAUUAUUACUCCAGAACCAGAAACAAGCCCACCGUUUCCAGAUCUUUCAUCCCAGCUGCCUUCUUCAAGGAGCCUUUCUGGCAGUACCAACACUGUAGCUAGUGAAGGAAUAACAAAGGACAGUAUUCCUUGCCUCAAUGUGAAAACAAGACCAGUGCGAAUGCCUCCAGGCUAUCAGGCAGAACUUGUGAUUCAACUAGUGUGGGUGGAUGGUGAACCUCCCCAACAGAUUACUAGUCUUGCUGUGAGCUCAGCAUAUGGAAUAGUUGCAUUUGGGAACUGCAAUGGUUUAGCUGUGGUAGAUUUUAUACAGAAGACAGUACUCUUAAGCAUGGGUACCAUUGACCUAUACAGAUCAAGCGAUCUUUACCAACGACAACCUCGGUCUCCUCGAAAAAACAAGCAGUUCAUUCCAGACAACUUUUGCAUGCGUGGCCUGUCUAACUUUUAUCCUGAUUUAACGAAACGGAUCCGUACUUCCUAUCAGAGCUUAACUGAGCUGAACGACAGUCCAGUUCCCCUGGAACUUGAGCGCUGCAAGUCUCCCACUUCAGAUCAUGUAAAUGGACACUGUACAAGUCCAACUUCUCAGAGUUGCAGUUCUGGGAAACGUCUUUCUAGUGCUGAUGUUUCAAAGGUAAAUCGCUGGGGUCCUGGAAGACCACCCUUUCGAAAAGCACAGUCAGCGGCUUGCAUGGAAAUUUCACUCCCAGUUACAACGGAAGAAAGCCGAGAAAAUUCCUACAAUCGUUCUAGAAGUUCCAGCAUCUCCAGUAUUGACAAAGAUUCUAAAGAAGCAAUUACAGCACUAUACUUCAUGGAGUCCUUUUCUCGAAAAAAUGAUCCCACCAUCUCCCCGUGUUUGUUUGUUGGAACUAGUCUGGGAAUGGUGUUAAUCCUCUCCCUCAAUCUACCUUCAGCAGAUGAACAGAGAUUUACAGAGCCAGUCAUGGUAUUGCCAAGCGGUACAUUCCUCUCACUGAAAGGAGCUGUGCUAACUUUUUCCUGUAUGGACCGAACUGGUGGAUUAAUGCAACCGCCAUAUGAAGUUUGGAAGGAUCCAAACAACCUAGAUGAAAAUGAAAAAUCCUGGAAACGGAAACUGGUCAUGAACUGCCCCUCUCCAUCCCAAGAAGCAGGAGAUCAUCAGUAUACAAUAAUUUGCUCAGAAAAACAAGCCAAAGUCUUCUCACUGCCUUCUCAGACUUGCCUUUAUGUUCAUAACAUCACCGAGACAUCUUUUAUACUGCAAGCAGAUGUGGUGGUCAUGUGUAACAGCGCCUGCUUGGCAUGCUUUUGUGCCAAUGGGCACAUCAUGAUAAUGAGCCUUCCUAGUCUCCGCCCAAUGUUGGAUGUUAAUUAUUUGCCACUGACAGACAUGAGGAUAGCACGGACAUUUUGCUUUACCAACGAAGGACAGGCAUUAUACCUCGUCUCUCCUACUGAAAUUCAGCGGUUAACAUAUAGCCAAGAGAUGUGUGACAAUCUACAGGACAUGCUAGGAGAUUUGUUUACUCCCAUAGAGACACCAGAAGCUCAAAAUAGGGGCUUUCUCAAGGGACUGUUUGGUGGAAGUGGACAAACAUUUGACAGAGAAGAGCUCUUUGGCGAAGCUUCGGCAGGAAAAGCGUCCCGCAGCCUUGCACAGCACAUUCCGGGACCUGGUGGCAUAGAAGGGGUGAAAGGCGCUGCUGGCGGGGUCAUGGGAGAGCUGACCAGGGCGCGGAUUGCACUAGAUGAGAGAGGCCAGAGGCUGGGAGAGCUGGAAGAGAAAACUGCAGGCAUGAUGACCAGCGCAGAAGCAUUCUCCAAACACGCACAUGAGUUAAUGCUGAAAUAUAAGGAUAAGAAAUGGUACCAAUUCUAAGCCUGUAAAGAAGCUGUGACUGCUUUAUGAAAACAUUAUUCAGGGAAACCAAAUUUAUUCCCAGCAUCACUUUUCAACUGUUAGAAGCCAGUUUCUUCUACAAAAUGUUCCAUUACAGUUCAUCUGAAGAUAUCAAAAGGGAGAUUUAUCAGAGACACUGUAUAACCCAAAGGCUGGGACCCUCGUUAAAAUCCCAUGAUGUGGUGGAAUUUGCUUCUUCCUGUGUGGAAGGGAGCUCUCAUCUUGGCAUGUCAAUUGCUAAGGAUUUAUGUUUAGGAACUACGGGAGUCCUUCUGAUUUGAAAAAAUCCUGUAAAAACAAAAGCAUUAAUGCACAUAAUGAAAAAAAAAACCUUUGCAUGAUAAAUUAACAUCUU
Molecule: messenger RNA, 4004 nt
Organism: Condylura cristata (star-nosed mole)
Lineage: Eukaryota; Metazoa; Chordata; Mammalia; Eulipotyphla; Talpidae
Gene: STXBP5L
Product: syntaxin binding protein 5-like
Exons: 28
Coding region: 77-3628 (1183 amino acids)
Biological process (GO): regulation of protein secretion; regulation of exocytosis
Cellular component (GO): SNARE complex; cytoplasm; plasma membrane
Molecular function (GO): GTPase activator activity; myosin II binding; syntaxin binding
Source: RefSeq, a predicted model, not a curated record